CAGCAUGCUGCCAUGAGAAUGUAGGAAGUUGUAUAUUAUACAGCGGGUGAAGUUGAAGGUGUGGUUGGAUUUGAAAACAUUGUGACUUGUUACAUAAUAUUUGUGUCAGUCACGAUAUGUUAUAGAUUAUUUACAGCUGUGGUGUAUGCACGACGUUACUGUUGAUAUAUGUGUGUAAAAUCUUUUGUUUACCUUUCCAGUUGUCUGCAGGUGCAUAUAUUCUCCGAAACAUAUUUUUGCUGGCAGAAUGUGUGAUAUUUUUACCAAAAAUGAUAUGCAGAAGCUGCUACAAAACAAGCAUGUCAUGCUGAUUGGCAGUUCAAAUACUCGUGCAGUGUAUAAAGACUUAGUUUGGUUGUGGAACAGCAAUACCUUAAUUACUCAACAGGUGUUGAAGAGGAAGCUGGAGCCAUCAUUCAUGGGAGACAGUUUAUUAAAAGGAGAAUUUCUUAUGCGAGGCAGGAAUUACGAGGAAGUUCGAGAAUUUAAGGAACCAAAUGUACAUAUUGAGUUCCAGUUCAUUACAAGAUGUUAUAAUGUUGCCGUUGAACAGCUGAUGACUGAUAUAAAGAAAGGCCGUAAGAAAGCUCCUGAUGUGCUGCUAUACAAUUCUUGCUUGUGGGAUUUGACAAGAUGGGGACCAAAUGGAGUGCAAGCUUACAAAGACAAUUUGGUGAAGCUUAUGAAACUGUUCAAGCAGUGUUUGCCUUCGAAAACAGUUGUAAUCUGGAUUGCUACAGAAGCAGUGUCGCAAGACUGUAGGGGUGGCCUGUUUGUUAAACAGGUUGAGUUCAUGAAGCAUUAUCUUCGAUUUGAAGUUAUGGAAGCCAACAUGUUGGCACGACAGAUUGUUGUCUCAUAUGGUUUCGACUUUCUCGAUGUUCAUUAUUAUUUAAGGAUGCAGAUUCACAGGCGAGCACCAGAUGGUGUUCAUUGGACACCAGUACCAGUGCGGCAUGUAACAAAUUUGAUUUUGACUCACAUAGCAUUGUGUUGGGAUUGUGAGCUGCCAGGACACUUCCGUGGAACAAUGCUGGAAAAUGCGAAGAACCUUCUAAUUAAAAAGGUGCAGGAAGAAAUCCAUCUACCAAAAGUACCUCAAACAUUAAAGGAAAAGAAAAAACCUAUUAAACUCAAACAACUACUUUCAUCACCAGUUGUUGCUGGAUCACCAUUCAGAAUAGCCAUGAAGAAAAAGCUACAGAAUUUUAUAAAUACAACAAAAGAAGAUAAGGAAAAUAUCUGUAUUACAGUAAAUCCUUCUUUGUCAGAUACACCAAAAAGAAAUGUAAAUUUCUCUUCAGCUGACCCACAAAAACCAUACAAUGAUGUUAUUAGAAGGAUGAAUACGGGAAAUCCUCGGCCUAUGUUAGGCUUUCCACAAAACAAACCGUGCUUUUACAGAGACAGAAAUGUUCAUCAAAAUUGGAAAGAACCAGACUUCAGCAAUUCUCCAUUGCAAAAUAGGAAUUACCCUAUUACAGCAGAAAGCUCUCAUUUUGUAUACAGAGAGGUAACAGAGAGAAGACCUGUACAAUCUGGACCCUUCUUCCCUCCAGGUGUGCAUUAUGGUCCAGUAAGGCAGAGAGAAAUGAGCCGUCAUAACAGAAGGCACAGGCCAUAUUAUUAGUAUGAAUUAUUACAUAGCAGUUCAUUACUACAACAGAAUGCUCCAUAUUCUCUGAACAUAAUAAACACUGCUUCAGAAAUUUUAGUGCUGAGCGUUGUUUUUAGUGUUAUUAAGACAGUGAUACGUAUGGCUGUGAUUGAAACAGGUGUGUUAUCAUUGGCAAUUUUUUGUGAAGUAAUAAAACUGUUAAGCAGCUCUGCUUUUAAACAUGAAUGAAAUUGGGGUACAGGGCUGUAUUGUCUGGAGUGUAAAACAAUUGUUAUUUCUAAGAUUCCUGGAAGUGUACAUGGAAACACUGCCAUAUAUAACCAAAUAUUGCACCUUCUUUUUACACAAUGCAGACAAUUAAGGAGGGUGAGAAAUAAGUGGAACCAUGAGGACCCAGUGUGCAGAGAUAUCAACAGCAAGAAAUGCAACAAAAGUUAAAGCCUAAGCUUAAAUUUGGUCUUUGAUGCCCUCUUACAAUGUACUUACUAUAUGUUUAUUCUCCUCUGUAUGAUUCUGUAUGUCCUUACUUCUGACAUUUCUCAAGUAACUGAGUAAGGAAUCUUCAGGUUCAGAACUGUAUUGUGGGGCUAUUUUAAGACGUAAUUAUUAGGAAACUGUACUUAAAAAGACUGAAGCUGUACUGUUUGCUACUUUUUUUCAGGUAUUUGCCUUGUUUUUGAAGUUUUUAAAGAUUAUAAUGUUAUUUUUGUUGAGAAUAUUUUUUGUAAUUUCUGUUGCUGUUUCUACUUAUCUUAUUCCACUGUUAUAAGCAGUCAUUUUCUGUUUCAAUUUACAAUGUUCUGUCAUAUGCAGUAAUGAAUACCAGUACGAGUGUUAGAGAACAUCUGUGACACCAUCUCCAUCUAUGUUCAUUUUAAUUUAAUGGGAGAUGGUGUGAAUCUUUCAAAAUGAAAUAUUGCAAAAUUGAUCUUGCAGGUAUGUAAAUGACAUUCUGGUAAUAA
Molecule: messenger RNA, 2580 nt
Organism: Schistocerca piceifrons (Central American locust)
Lineage: Eukaryota; Metazoa; Arthropoda; Insecta; Orthoptera; Acrididae
Product: PC-esterase domain-containing protein 1A-like
Exons: 10
Coding region: 248-1630 (460 amino acids)
Source: RefSeq, a predicted model, not a curated record